Molecule: messenger RNA, 261 nt
Organism: Strongylus vulgaris
Lineage: Eukaryota; Metazoa; Nematoda; Chromadorea; Rhabditida; Strongylidae
Source: the annotation of a GenBank genome assembly
AUGUUGUACCCUCGAGAGGACAAAGAACAUCGCCAAUUAAUGUAUGCCUGCCGGAAUUGUGACCACAAACAGAUUGCAGAUAAUCCAUGCAUCUACGUCAAUAAAUUGGUGCACGAAGUAGAUGAACUAACACAGAUUUGCGCUGACGUAGUUCACGAUCCCACUUUGCCAAAAACUGAAGAUCAUCCAUGUCCAAAAUGUGGUGGAAACCAAGCUGUGUUUUUCCAGGCACAAACAAGGAGAGCUGAGGUAGAGCUUUAA